AAAAGUUAAUUUUAUUGAUAAAUUGUAAAUUAAAUCAUACAUGUUUUAAUUGGCUUUUGUUUUCUACUUAUUAAAUAUCACGAUAGUGGUACAAAAAAAAAACGCAAUGGCUUCGUCCAGUAAAUUGCCUGGGACCGGCUUAGAAGAUGUCGGUGUACCCGGCCAAUCUUUUCUUCGUGACGCUCUAACAAGUUGUACAGAUCCUCUCAAAGCUAUUGAAGAAUUCCAGCUGGAAAAUGGUAUAUUGUUACCUUCCCUGAGACCUAUGCUACCUUUACUAGAUCUCCAUGGUGUACGGCGCUUAGAUUUUCACACUUCAGUGUUGGAGGAAUUGAGGGACAAACUUAUCUCCCACAUCAAUGAAUUACGUGGAAAAGACAGCACAAAAGAAAAAGAGAAGAAACUCAAGGAGUUAUUAUCAAAGAGCUUCCCUGUAGUCAAAGUGAAAGCAUUGAGACCAGUUAUCAUGAGUAUAUUAAAAAAUACCCCUCACAUUGACGAUAAAUACUUGAAGGUAUUGGUCCGCGAUAGAGAUUUGUAUAAUGACACAGACACAGAAGUAAAGAGACAGAUAUGGCAGGACAAUCAAUCUCUAUUUGGUGAUGAGGUGUCUCCACUUUUGAGUCAAUACAUAAGAGAGAAAGAAAAUGUUUUGUUUGACCAUGAAAAUCCGGGAAAUCAGUUUUUCCUGCCUUCACCUAAAGUAAGAAGACAAGGAGCAGUAGUUACAAAGUUGGCCCACAUGAUUGGAACAAGCAUCAAACUGUAUGACAUGGUUUUACAGUUUCUGAGAACUUUGUUCCUUAGAACAAGAAACAUACACUAUUGCACAUUGAGAGCAGAGCUUCUGAUGGCCCUCCACGACUUAGAGGUUCAGGAAAUCAUAUCUGUGGACCCCUGCCACAAGUUCACAUGGUGCUUGGACGCCUGUAUUCGUGAGAGAAACGUAGAUAUAAAAAGAUCUAGAGAACUCCAAGGAUUCUUGGACAGCGUAAAGAAAGGACACGAACAAGUUUUGGGUGACCUAUCAAUGACACUUUGUGAUCCAUAUGCAGUAAAUUUCUUAGCUACCUCAGCUAUCAAGAUUUUACAACACUUAAUAAACACUGAGGGAUUGCCAAGAGACAAUACAAUAUUAAUAUUGUUGCUGAGAAUGUUAGCAUUAGGUUUAAGUGCCUGGGAGAUGAUAGACUCGCAAGAUUUUAAAGAACCCAAACUAGACAGUCAGGUUAUAACAAAGUAUUUACCGGCCUUAAUGUCCUUAAUGGUUGAUGACCAAGUCCGAACACUGCAUAAUAAACUACCUCCUGAUGAAAGAGAGUCAGCCAUCACAACUAUUGAACAUUCAGGCCCUCCUCCGGAUGCCUGUGAAGCUUAUAUGAGGGAAAGUGCUGUAUGUGGAGUACUAGCUAUGUAUUACACUCUUCAUGCUGCAAAACUCAGAGACAGAGGUGCCUUAUUGAGAAUAUUAAGUAUUCUGGGUAGCUGUAAAGACGGGCGCGCAUAUGAAGAUCCAUUCUUGCAUGCAAUAGUUGCACUUAUAAUUCAGCUGCCUGAUGAAUUUCUGGGUGAAGAUUUCAGUACUGUCCUAUUUGAUGAGUUCUUCUUUGCCGGCCUCUCUAAAGACAAUGUUACGAGGCAUCUGUUGAAAUUGCUGUGGUAUAUUCAUCACAAGUUGCCGGAGACGAGAAUACAUACAUUGAUGAAAGCUCUCCAACCGGGCACUCAGCAUAAUGAGUCUGUACACAAGCUGUACGAAAUGUUACAGCAGAAGAUGCAUACACAAGUCGAACCAGCUCCGAGCACUAGCGAGAUGGAGUACCUGGAUUCACCGUUAAUGAGCGUACCGACCCCUGCGCCUUACCACAUGUAGAUAUACAAUUGUUUAUUGUAUUACGUAUUUAAGCUAUUUAAUAAUGUUAUGAAUUUAGAUUAAACAUAUUUUAUUAUUAAGUAAAUAUGAUAUAACUAGAAUUAUACUUCCAAUCAAUGACCUAAGAC
Aricia agestis (brown argus) is the source of this 2001-nucleotide messenger RNA. RefSeq names its product negative elongation factor B (gene NELF-B). Gene Ontology annotation, cellular component: NELF complex; nucleus. NCBI's taxonomy places the organism in Eukaryota, Metazoa, Arthropoda, Insecta, Lepidoptera, Lycaenidae. The transcript has a single exon. Gene Ontology annotation, biological process: negative regulation of transcription elongation by RNA polymerase II. The coding region runs from base 107 to 1873 and encodes 588 amino acids. The record is from RefSeq and is a predicted model, not a curated record.